Molecule: messenger RNA, 5693 nt
Organism: Amphibalanus amphitrite
Lineage: Eukaryota; Metazoa; Arthropoda; Thecostraca; Balanomorpha; Balanidae
Product: neither inactivation nor afterpotential protein C-like
Exons: 30
Coding region: 233-4999 (1588 amino acids)
Biological process (GO): protein phosphorylation
Cellular component (GO): myosin complex
Molecular function (GO): protein kinase activity; ATP binding; protein binding
Source: RefSeq, a predicted model, not a curated record
UCCGGCGUCGGCAGUCACGGGUCGCCGCAGGAGACGCGCCCCUCGGGUCAGUGAGAGCGGCUCAGACCGCCCGCUGCUGCCGGCCACUGCAGGGGAGAGGAGAGAUCUGACGGACUGCUGCAGGCGACCGGAGACUGCUGCUCGCCACCUGUCUCUGCAGUGUCCAGGGCAACUGCUGUAGCGACCCGUCUCGGCCUGCGCCUGUGACCGCACGGCAGCCCCACCAGCCGCCAUGUCUACUGUCGGGUGCUACCUGCGCGUGGAAGAGCUGGCUCAGCCCGAUGGACUUUACCAGCUGGGCGACAGAAUCGCCGAGGGGACCUACGGAGAGAUCUUCGCGGCCACCGAGAACAGCUCAGGUACCAAGGUGGCCAUCAAGAUAGUGGACAACACGGAGGAGACUUUCCCUGACAUUGAGGAGGAGUACCGAAUUUUGAAGGACCUCUCGGUUCACCAGAACAUUCCCAAACUGCACGGCAUUUUCAAAAAGACCUCGAGCAGCGGCGUCGAACAGAUAUGGAUGGUCAUGGAGUACUGCUCGGGCGGGUCGGUAACGGACCUGGUGAAGCGUCUGAAGGAGAGCGGACACGUCAUGAAGGAGGACCACAUCGCCUUCAUUCUCCACCACACCGUCCAGGCCGCCUGCCACCUGCACCGGAACCACGUGAUACACCGCGACAUCAAGGGGCAGAACAUCCUGAUGGCCCAGAACGGCGAGAUCAAGCUCGUCGACUUCGGCAUAUCGCGUCACCUGCCGUCCACGAUGGCUCGUCGGGGCACCUCGAUUGGCACACCCUACUGGAUGGCUCCGGAGGUGAUCUUGUGUGACCAGCAGCACGGCGCCGAGUACGACAUCCGCGCUGACGUCUGGUCGCUCGGGAUCACUGCCAUCGAGUUGGGUGACGGCGUGCCGCCGCUGGCCAGUGUGCACCCCGUGCGGGCCAUGUUCCAGAUCACCCGUAACCCACCGCCUACACUGGCAAAGCCCACCGAAUGGAGCCAGGCCUACCUGGACUUCAUCGCGGAGUGUCUGGAGAAGAACGACGAGAGUCGUCCUCUGAUGGAGGAGGUGGCCACCCACCCGUUCCUGACCAGGCUCGAGCCGCGACUGGCCGCUAUCAGGGACGAGCUGGCCCAGCUACUGGCCGACAGCGGGCCGGCAGAGACCGUCCAGCCGGCCCAGGUCACCUCCAAGGCUGGAUACCUGAGGACGCGGCCGCACUCCAAGUCACUGGAGAUCCUGCAGGACGACCUCGCGGCCCUGGAGGACGUCACCGACGACACUAUCCUAAACCUGCUGGAGAAGCGGUUCCACCGCGACAUGAUCUACACGUUCGUGGCCGACGUGCUGAUCGCCGUCAACCCGUACUGCGUGAAGCCGCUCUAUGAUGCCAAGACACACGCGGCCUACUGUUCUCGUGCGCGCUCCGAUAACGCGCCGCACGUGUACGCCGUGGCGGACCGGGCGCACCAGGACAUGGCGCACCAUCAGCGUGCCCAGACCAUCGUCUUCACCGGCGAGACUGGCUCCGGGAAGACGUUCAACGCACGCAUGGCGCUGGCGCACCUCUGCCACCUGGGAAAGAGUAAGUCCCUGGCGGAGAAGGUCCUGGGCGCCGGGUUCGUCCUGGAGCUGUUGGGUAGCGCGGCGACCAGCCAGAACGCGGCCUCCACGCGACAGGUGCGCUACUUCGAGACCACCUUCACGAAGACGGGCCGGCUGAGCGGCGUGAUCGUGUGGAACUACAUGCUGGAGCGCUGGAGGGUCACCGACACCCGCCCGAAUGACGGUACAUUCAACGCGCUAUACGCCUACUACUACGGGCUGCAGCAGAGCGGAAAGCUGGGAAUUUACAAGCUGCAAAAGAAAGAUGACUACCGGUUCCUGCCGAAGCACAAGUUCCUCGACCCGGUGGACAGCGCCGAGAAGUUCAAGGAGGCAGAGCGGACCAUGGACAUGCUGGAGAUCUCCGGCGACAAGCAGGAGACGGUGCGGAAGGCGAUGGCGGCCAUCAUCCUUCUGGGCGAGGUCGACUUCGAGGACGACGGCGAGGGCGUCACGAUCGUCAACAAGGAUGUCCUGAAUACAGUGUCGUACCUGCUGUCUGUGGACGAGGCCAAGCUGGUCUGGUCGCUGGAGCACCGCUGUCGGAUCGUCGCCGGAGAGGCCGUCAAGGAGGCCAAGACAGUAGAGCAGGCGCGCGCCUCGCGGGACGCGCUGGCCCGCCUGCUGUAUGGCCGGCUGGUGGAUAGCGUAGUCAACUGGGUCAACGCCUCCUUCACCCUCACCAGGCUGCUGUUCGGCGAGACCAACACGGUCGGCCUGCUGGACAUGUACGGGUUCGAGAGCCGCAGCACCAACUACCUGGAACAGCUGGUCGUCAACGCCUUCAACGAGCAAGUGCAGUCGUUCUACAACCAGUCCGUCUUCCAGUGGGAAAUGGACGACUUCCGUGGUGACGACCUGGAGGUGUCUCCCUACACGUACAUGGAUAACAGUGCCACCAUCGACAUGCUGAUGAAGAAGGGGGAGGGCCUGCUGGCGCUGCUGGACGAGAGCACCCUGUCGGAGAAGGCCUCCGACCAGCACUUCGUCGAGAACUGCAAGGAGACCAUAGAAAGCCGCCAUUUCUUCCCCGAAAAGGAUGGAUUCGCCAUCGCUCACUACGCUGGAAAGGUGUCCUACUCCAAUAAGGACAUCGUCGCCAAAAACAAGGACUACCUGGACCCGGAGGUGUUUGACACGCUACGUCAGUCAGAGAACCCGUUCAUCGCGCCCAUGUUCCUGCUGCCGCUCACCAAGACGGGUAACCUGACCAUGGACCGGGAGCAGGCGCAGCGCGAGGCGGGCGGCAAGGCGCGCCCCGUCAAACUCAACGACGACGUCGGAAACAAGCGGUUCGACACGCGCUCGCGGGGCCGGCUGUCGCAGACCAGCCUGGUGCUGCUGACGCAGGCCUCGUGCUACCGCUACAGCGCCAUGGAGGUGAUGCACAAACUCAUCAACAGCACGGCCCACUUUGUGCGCUGCGUGCGCUCCAACAGCGAGGGCGCCGCAGACACCUGGGAUACCGGUCUGGUCGCACAUCAGCUGAAGUGCAUGCAGAUUGCCAACACCAUCGCCAUCAGGAAGGACGGCUACUCCCAGAGGAUCGACUUUGCCGAGUUCUUACGAAGGUAUCAGUUCCUGGCGUUUGACUUUGACGAGACCGUUGAGGUGACGCGCGAGAACUGUCGACUGCUGAUGGUACGUCUCAAGCUGGACGGCUACCGUAUGGGACGGCAGAAGAUCUUCCUCAAGUACUUCAACGAGGAGUACAUGAGCAGGCUGUACGAGCACGAGGUGAAGAAGAUCGCCAAGGUGCAGGCGAUGAUCCGCGCGUUCCUGGUGCGCCGGCGGCGCCGGGCCGGUCAGCCUCUGGACGUGACGCGCCUUCUGGCCAAUGGCGACAGGAAGUUCCAGCGCCGGCCGUCGGGCGGCGCCACUGGCGACCGCUACCGCAGGAGGUCCUCGGCGGCGCCCCAUCUGCAACGACUCAAUGAGGCUGGGGAACCACGCACGCUGGCGGCGGGGACGAUCCAGCGGUACUUCCGUCGCUGGCGCGGACGGACUUUAUUCCAGCAGCUGCAGCGGUAUCGGGCCGCCAAGCACCACGACCUCGUCGUCUUCUCCCACCAGGUGCACAUAUACGGCCAGGAGUGUUUCCAGUACCUGAACCGUAACCGAGAGGCGGUGCCCCUGGCCUCCGUGGCCGCCGUGGACCGUGAGACCGCCAAAACGACCACCGCCGCCAGGAUGAAGAUGAUGGGCGCCGUGAGGAAGAUGCCGCUCAGUCGUAGUCUGGACGACUUCACGGACACAGCCCAUAUGUGCAGCCCGCACCAGCCGACGCCGGACAGAGGCCGCAGCCGGACGCCGGAGCCAGAGUCCUCGCCCCAGCCGUGUCCCAACUGUCGAGCCGGCAUGGCGGGCGGGGCCGGUAGAGCUCCCUCGCCCUCCCCUUCCACCGGCCGGCUGGCGGGCGCAACGGGCAGAGGUCCCUCGCCCUCCCCGUCCGCUGGCCACGGGGCCGGAAGAGCUCCCUCGCCCUCCCCUUCCGCUGGCCGAGCGGCUGGUCCGGGUCUCCGCCAGGACCUGGGGGCUCACCCUGGUGCCGUGUCGCCCCAGUUUGAGUUCGAGAUGCCCUCCUGCUCGACAGCCACCGUCUCGGAAACUAGAGCCGUGUUCGACAGGCGACCGGGGAGUCCCCGCUCGGGGACACCGGCCCGCUCCGCCCCGUGCACGCCCUCAGAACCGCCGCCUGCACCGAGCUACGCAGCGCCCGGCCCGGCCCCCGCGCAACCACCGCCACCGGUACCCACAUACAACCGGUUCGCAGGCAGCAGCCGCAGCAGCAGCGCGGCGCAGCGGCCCGCCUCGGUGGCGGCCCCGCCGGCAGCCGGCAACACCGGGUGGGGAAAACGUUUGGCGACCACAUCAUCGGCACCGGCUCCAUUCAUGCAGGAAAUGCAGGACAGGGGAGCCAGACAGGCAGACGAGGACGCGCCACCCUUCAACUUCCAGAGCAUGCUGCGGAAGACAAAUGUGAGGCGCAACUCCCUGCAGCGCGGCGGAUCAAGCGACAGCGCCGGCCAGCAGGGCGGAGCGCUGCCAUCGAACGUCACCAUAGCGUCUUACGGAGACGGACAGGGUGCCAAGGAGCGGAACCGCAGUGCCACCGGGUCGCACCACCCGCCGGCCGCCGCGGCAGCAGAGCCUAGGCCCAGCCAACAGGACGCUGAGGGCGCGGCCAGUGCCGCCACAGCAGAGCCUGGGCCAAGCCGACAGGACAGUGAAGGCGCCGCCGCAGCAGAGCCUGGGCCCAGCCAGCAGGACACUGAAGGCGCCGUGGCCAGUGCCGCCGAGCAGCCGUCGGAGCCCGCCGAGAACGGCGCGGUCGGGUACGCCAGCCAGCCAUGGCCGAGGAUCAUCUUCGAGGGGGAGGCGGUGGACCUCUGAGCGGAGGGCGAGGGGCGAGAUCGACCGACUGCGGACAGCGGGGCUACGGAGCGACAGGCUCGGUACAGCAGAGUGGGGGGACUGAGUGCAGCGAAUACACGGGCGUGGUUCACGUGCGAACUGAGAGAAACGGUUAAGUGACAGCAAAGUGGCAUUCUGAGCGCUGUUUACUGGAUGUGCGACCGAGCCUGUGGAUACCAUCUUUAACCCAAAGACUGUGGACGCUGGCGGUCGUAAUAUAGGAAUGCGCGGAGUUUUCAGGAAAUGAGUGAAGCACAUACUGCCAGUACGUUAUGUUAGCCAGAAUACUUGUGUUACUCUGAAUGAAUGUAACUACGAGUGAUUGUGAAAGGAUGCUUUGUUGCCCUAGAUUCAGUACUUCAUUUGAAAGCAAUGUCUCAUUUAGAUAAAGUUCAUUUCUUUUAAUAGAUAUCUAAAAUAAUGACCUGUGCAUUGUGCAACGCCUGCCAUGCAAAAAGUUAUGUUUGUUUUGUGGGCCUAGUAUUUUGUUUCUAUGGUUGUCAAGAUAUUAAAUGUUAAUAAAACAUAUUUCAAAUACUGAUGUGGUCCAAUAGGUAGGACCUAUUUUUGAGUGAUCAGUGCAAGUGUUCAUGGUAUGGAACACAAUAAAUAUUCAAAUGUUAUCAAGGAACCCGAGAAUGUACCUAAAAUCAGCUAACAUCAACUUCGUAAA